Vigna unguiculata (cowpea) is the source of this 5775-nucleotide messenger RNA. The record is from RefSeq and is a predicted model, not a curated record. Lineage: Eukaryota; Viridiplantae; Streptophyta; Magnoliopsida; Fabales; Fabaceae.
UUAAACCAUAAUAAAUGCCAUAAAGGCGCUUUCUACCCGCAUUUAUUAAGUAAUUAUUUAAUUAAUUAAUUUUCGCGAGUCUUACAAAGAUCAGCUCAUUGUAUAACACCAAAGGUUGUCUAAUGAGAGACAAUCUUUAACAUCCGAAAUAAAACCUUGUUUGAGCUUCGAUGGGCCUUCACCGAUCAGAAUUAAUCAUCAUGAACGUAUGACACAUUUUACUUUAAUGAGUGUCAUCACUCAUUCAGAGGUGACGACUAUAUUCAAGUAUGUUGUUUGGUUGGUAGCAGCAAUGUCAUGCCAAACUGAAAAUUUUUGUUCUCCUACUACUGGGAAAUAUAGAACGUGGCUAAAAUUAGAAGAUUCAACUGCUAUAAUUCAUGUCAUAGAAGUCCCUUUUCGACUAGAUACAAGAUCAAUUUACAAUAUCUAAGAGGGUACAAACCUUAGGUUACAAAAAGGUUUUACAAACUUAAAAACCCCUAAUAUAUUUAUAAUAAAGAGUGAUAUAAAAUACUCGUCACUAAAUGCCAUAGUUAAAUGUUUGAUGCCCAAGUCGGGUAAUACUCUAUUGUUUAUCGCAUUCUAUAUUUUUAUUAUUACAGGAGCCUAUAUUUUUAGUUUGGCAUGACAUUGUUACUACUACCCAAAUAACACACUUGAAUGUAGUCGUCGCCUCAAAUGAGUGAAGAAACUCAUUAAAAUAACAGGUAUCAUACGAUCACGAUGAUUGACUAUAAUCGAUGAAGGCUAAUGGAAGCUCAAACAAGCUAUUCUUCCAUAUCGUAAAGAUAGUCUUUCAUUAGACAACCUUUGGUGUUCUACAAUGAGCUAAUAUCCGUUUUAUUUAUUUCAAAGCUUUAAAGUAAGGGUAAAAACACCAUGCCACAGUCCAACAUCCUACUUAAAAUGCGCGUUCAUAAUCUUGAUCCAUUUACAAAUGCCUAAAAGGUGGAGGUGACUCUUCUGAAUACCUUUCUCAAAAACUAUUCUAAAGAUGGAUUCAACGGUUAAGAAUGUACAUAAAAGAUCUCUUGGCAAAGGUUCCAACUGUAAGGUAGUGAAUGCCUAAGUUCAUCUUAUAGGUUCGAACGUAUAACAUCUUGUUAGGUAUCAGUAUCAUCUCAAUCAAAGAUAAAUUAUUGAUCUUUCGUAGCCUCACUAUCUAAAUGACAUUGUGUGCCAAUUUAAUGUAAAUUUCUUCCUUCAUUUCUCUGAACAUUCAAUUUAAUGUAAGAAUUUACAUGAAGUGGGAAAUUAGCUACAAGCCACUAUCUCGGCUUAUCUAUGAGCCUUUUGUCUUUAUGUCUAGGUUGAAUUUAGAAGAAACUUGUUAAAGGUCAAAGUCAUCAUCAUUUUUUCCUUUAUACAAAGCAAAUGUGGAACAACAUUUUUUGAAAGCAACAUUUACUUUUCAUUUUAUGUUUUUGCCAAAACACAACAUAUAAAUACAAGAUACUUAUAGAUAAGUUCAGAAAAUGGCUCGUUAAUUUAUCCAUUUUCGUUAAAAGUCUACUAAAUUCCAUAUGUUCAAAGAAAUGAAGGAAAAAACCUACAUUAAAUUGGCAUGUAAGAUCCUUUACCAUAGUGAGACUAAAAAAAACAAAUUCUUUAUCUUUGAUUGGGAUGGUAUUGAUACAACCAAAUGUCAUACGUUCAAACCUAUAAGAUUAACUUAUGUGUUAACUCAUUUACAACUAGAACAUUCGCCUUUGUCAAGAGAUAUUUUAUGUACUUCAUUCACUACUCUACAGUUGGAACAUUUGCCUUUGUCAAGAGAGAUUUUAUGUACAUUUUCAACUGUUGGAUCCAUCCUUAGAAUAGUUUUUAAGAAAGGUAUUCAGAAGAGUUACCUCCACCUUUUAGGCAUGUGUAAAUGGGUCAAGAUUAUGAACAUGCGUCUUAAGUUGCAUGUUGGACUGUGGCAUGGUGUUUUUACUCUUACUAUAAAACUUUGAUAUAUACAAAAUGGAGAUUAGCUUAUUGUAGAACACCAAAGGUUGUCUAAUGAAAGACUAUCUUUAUCAUCCUGAAAAAUGACUUCUUUGAGCUUCCCUAAGCUUUCACCGAUUAGAAUCAAUCAUCAUGAACGUAUGACACCUUUUACUUUAAUGAGUGUCAAAACUUAUUAAGAGGUGACGACUAUAUUCAAGUGUGUUGUUUGGAUGGUAGCAACAAUGUCAUGCCAAGAUAAAAAUCUAGGUUCUCCUAGUAAUACAAAAUAUAGAAUGCGGUUAACAAUAGAGUAUUAACCAAUUUGGGCAUUCAAAAAUAAACUUUGGCAUGACAUUGCUGUUACUACCCAAAUAACAAACUUGAAUGCAGUCGUCGCCUCAAAUGAGUGAAGAAACUCAUUAAAGUAACAGGUAUCAUACAAUCACGAUGAUCGACUAUAAUCGGUGAAGGCUAAUGGAAGCUCAAACAAGGUAUUUUUCUAGAUAAUAAAGAUAGUAUUUCAUUAGACAACCUUUGGUGUUCUACAAUAAGCUUAUCUUCAUUUUGUAUAUGUCAAAGUUUUAUAGUAAGAGGAAAAACAUCAUGUCACAGUCCAACAUGCAACUUAAUACGCAUGUUCAUAAUCUUGACCCAUUUACACAUGCCUAAAAGGUGAAGGUGACUCUUCUGAAUACCUUUCUCACAAACUAUUCUAAGAAUGGAUCCAACAGUUGAAUAUACAUAAAAUCACUCUUGACAAAGACAAAGGUUCCAAGUGUAGAGUAUUGAAUGCUUAAGUUCGUCUUAAAGAUUUGAACGUAUAACAUUUUGUUGGGUAUCAAUAUCAUCCCAAUCAAAGAUAAACUUAUGAUAUUUCGCAGCCUCACUAUGUAAAGGAUAUUACGUGUCAAUUUAAUGUAAAUUUCUUCCUUCAUUUCUCUGAAUAUGAAAUUUAAUGUAAGAAUUUACAUGAAGUUGGAAAUUAGCUACAAGUCACUAUCUCGGCUUAUCUGUGAGCCUUUUGUCUCUAAGUCCAGGUUGAAAUUUAGAAGAAACUUGAUAAAGGUCAAAGUCAGCAUCAUUUUUUCGUUUAUACAAAACAAAUGUGGAACAACAUCUUUUGAAAGCAACAAUUACUUUUCAUUUUAUGUUUUUGCCAAAACACAACAUAUAAAGACAAGAUGCUUAUAGAUAAUUUCAGAAAAUGGCUCGUUAAUUUUUCCAUUUUCAUGAAGAGUCUAGUAAAUUCCAUAUGUUAGAGAAAUGAAAGGUAAAACAUACAUUAAAUUGGCAUGUAAGAUCCUUUACCAUAGUGAGACUAAAAAAAUCAAUUGUUUAUCUUUAAUUGGGAUGGUAUUGGUACAACCAAAUGUCAUACGUUCAAACUUAUAAGAUGAACUUAAGCAUUCACUACUCUACAGUUGGAACAUUUGCCUUUGCCAAGAGAGAUUUUAUGUACAUUUUCAACUGUUGGAUCCAUCCUUAGAAUAGUUUUUGAGAAAGGUAUUUAGAAGAGUCACCUCCACCUUUUAGGCAUAUGUAAAUGGGUCAAGAUUAUGAACAUGCGUCUUAAGUUGCAUAUUGGACUGUGACAUGGUGUUUUUACUCUUACUAUAAAACUUUGAUAUAUACAAAAUGGAGAUUAGCUUAUUGUAGAACACCAAAGGUUGUCUAAUGAAAGACUAUCUUUAUCAUCCUGAAAAAUGACUUGUUUGAACUUCCCUAAGCCUUCACCGAUUAGAAUCAAUCAUCAUGAACGUAUGACACCUUUUACUUUAAUGAGUGUCGAAACUUAUUAAGAGGUGACGACUAUAUUCAAGUGUGUUGUUUGGAUGGUAGCAACAAUGUCAUGCCAAGAUAAAAAUCUAGGUUCUCCUAGUAAUACAAAAUAUAGAAUGCGGUUAACAAUAGAGUAUUAACCAAUUUGGACAUUCAAAAAUAAACUUUGGCAUGACAUUGUUGUUACUACCCAAAUAACAAACUUGAAUGCAGUCGUCGCCUCAAAUGAGUGAAGAAACUCAUUAAAGUAACAGGUAUCAUACAAUCACGAUGAUCGACUAUAAUCGGUGAAAGCUAAUGGAAGCUCAAACAAGGUAUUUUUCUAGAUAAUAAAGAUAGUCUUUCAUUAGACAACCUUUGGUGUUCUACAAUAAGCUUAUCUUCAUUUUGUAUAUGUCAAAGUUUUAUAGUAAGAGGAAAAACAUCAUGUCACAGUCCAACAUGCAACUUAAUACGCAUGUUCAUAAUCUUGACCCAUUUACAAAUGCCUAAAAGGUGAAGGUGACUCUUCUGAAUACCUUUCUCACAAAUUAUUCUAAGAAUGGAUCCAACAGUUGAAAAUAUACAUAAAAUCACUCUUGACAAAGACAAAGGUUCCAAGUGUAGAGUAUUGAAUGCUUAAGUUCGUCUUAAAGAUUUGAACGUAUAACAUUUUGUUGGGUAUCAAUAUCAUCCCAAUCAAAGAUAAACUUAUGAUAUUUCGCAGCCUCACUAUGUAAAGGAUAUUACAUGUCAAUUUAAUGUAAAUUUCUUCCUUCAUUUCUCUGAACAUGAAAUUUAAUGUAAGAAUUUACAUGAAGUUGGAAAUUAGCUACAAGUCACUAUCUCGGCUUAUCUAUUAGCCUUUUGUCUUUAUGUCCAGGUUGAAAUUUAGAAGAAACUUGAUAAAGGUCAAAGUCAGCAUCAUUUUUUCCUUUAUACAAAACAAAUGUGGAACAACAUCUUUUGAAAGCAACAAUUACUUUUCAUUUUAUGUUUUUGCCAAAACACAACAUAUAAAGACAAGAUGCUUAUAGAUAAUUUCAGAAAAUGGCUCGUUAAUUUUUCCAUUUUCAUGAAGAGUCUAGUAAAUUCCAUAUGUUAGAGAAAUGAAAGGUAAAACAUACAUUAAAUUGGCAUGUAAGAUCCUUUACCAUAGUGAGACUAAAAAAAUCAAUUGUUUAUCUUUAAUUGGGAUGGUAUUGGUACAACCAAAUGUCAUACGUUCAAACUUAUAAGAUGAACUUAAGCAUUCACUACUCUACAGUUGGAACAUUUGCCUUUGCCAAGAGAGAUUUUAUGUACAUUUUCAACUGUUGGAUCCAUCCUUAGAAUAGUUUUUAAGAAAGGUAUUCAGAAGAGUUACCUCCACCUUUUAGGCAUGUGUAAAUGGGUCAAGAUUAUGAACAUGCGUCUUAAGUUGCAUGUUGGACUGUGGCAUGGUGUUUUUACUCUUACUAUAAAACUUUGAUAUAUACAAAAUGGAGAUUAGCUUAUUGUAGAACACCAAAGGUUGUCUAAUAAAAGACUAUCUUUAUCAUCCUGAAAAAUGACUUGUUUGAGCUUCCCUAAGCCUUCACUGAUUAGAAUCAAUCAUCAUGAACGUAUGACACCUUUUACUUUAAUGAGUGUCGAAACUUAUUAAGAGGUGACGACUAUACAUUAAGACUAUUAGCCCACAUUUGGCUCAUUAUGCAGCAUUACAAAUUAAAUUUUUGCAUGAAGGCAAAAUGGCAAUUCUUCAAGGGGAAUAAGAAAUGUUGCCCAUUGUAGCUCCAUUGAAUCAUAUACGUAGAAUGAUAAAUACCAAUUUUGUAGCUGAAGUGUAUACCAUUCAGUUAGACGAAUUGACCUCAAUCCCUCCUUCUUUGUUAGAGUUACCAAAGGAUAUGGAGCCCAAAUUGCAGCUUUUGCUACACACUUACAGUAAGGUCUUUAGCAUUCCUACCUCUCUUCCCCCUACACGAGAGCAUGAUCACUCAAUUCCUUUGAUGGAAGGUUCUGGUCCGAUCAAGGUUCGCCCUUACCGCUAUCCUCAUAGUCAGAAAGUAGAAAUUGAAAAAUUGGUUGAUGGUAUGUUGU